AAUAAGCUUAAAACUGAAAAACUUGUCGCGGAUAUAAAAACCAGAACUAAACAAUGUCAAACAAUAAGGAGUCGUACCAAGUGCUAAACGCCGAACUAAUGGCCGAAGUGCAGAAGCUGCGCCUGCUGGUCGCUGCCUACAAGCGACAGGUGACGACCCUUGUGCGGGAGAAUAUGGGGUUGCGGGAGGCGCAGAUUCUGCAGGGCGGUUCCGGCGGUCAGCAGCAGAGUUCACCCAACGGAGUUAAGAACAUGAUGUGGCGCUGGAAAUUCAACUCCAGCUGUCUGGGUACUUCUUCGGUGUCUCGCCCGUCCAAGGCCAAUAGUCGCCGCUACGGCGACAUAGACAUCGCUGUGGAAGAAGCGUCUGAAAUCGGAAGACCGAAGAUUGCGACACCGCCAGUAAAUCCAACCAUUCAUGAGGAUGGCGUCCCCAGCGAUGAGGACGACGGAUGGAAACCGAAGAACAGGGAUUCGAUAAUGCGCAAAAUUGCCCGCUUGUGUGGGCGCAGGGUCAAAUUUCUGUGAUUGAUUCGAGGAGAUCUGGAAAGGUUGAUCCGGCUCUAAUGUUGGUCCCAAGGAGCUAUCCCCAAAAGCCAAGAUGCAGCACAAUAAUUUAUAGUCCACAUUUGAAAUAAACAUUUAAACGUCAUAAGACGUAAUAUUUAA
Drosophila serrata is the source of this 668-nucleotide messenger RNA. Its product is annotated as shugoshin-like. NCBI's taxonomy places the organism in Eukaryota, Metazoa, Arthropoda, Insecta, Diptera, Drosophilidae. The record is from RefSeq and is a predicted model, not a curated record.